AUGAAACAGUUAAAACUUAUAGGUUUUGUUAUUUUCUUGUUCUUUUUGACUGAAUCCCUAACCCUGCCCACAAAGCUUCAAGAUGUAGAUGAUGCCAGUAUCACCCAGAAAUUUAUAGAGAAGAAUAUUGGAUACAUCACCAUCAUUGCAUUUUCUCAGUAUGUUCAGGAGGCAUCCUUUGAAGAAGUAGAAAUAUUGGUAAAAAUCAUGACGAAAUAUGGAGAGCAAUGCUUGGAUGAAGUGACAAUCCCAGACUGUCCAAGAUUAACUAAUGAUAUUUUAUUGGAAAGGACAUGUGCUGUGAAGGGGCUGCCACAAAAGUAUAAUUUUUCGCACUGCUGCAGUAUGGUUGACUUUGAAAGAGAACGUUGUUUCUUUCAUAAUAAGAAAUCUGAUAUAGGAUUUCUGCCUCCUCUCCCUACUCUGGAUCUUGAAGAGAAAUGCCUGACUUAUAAAAAUAACAGAGAAUCUUUUCUAAACAAGGCGGAAUCUGUCAUACAAUAUUUAAAAGCAUUAUCUUCUUACCAAAAAAAUGUCUGUGGGGCACUUAUGAAAUUUGGACUGCAAGUCUUAAAAUCUAUAAACCUUGCUAUACUUAGUCAAAAAUUCCCCAAGAUUGAAUUUAAGGAACUUACUUCCCUCCUAGAAGAUAUUUCUUCCAAGUAUGAAGCAUGCUGUGAAGGGGAUGGUGUGCAGUGUAUCCGUGGAAGGAGCAAGGUUAUGAGCCAUAUUUGUUCAAAACAAGAUGCUAUCUCCAGCAAAAUCAAAGAGUGCUGUGAAGAGAAAAUACCAAAGCGUGGCGAGUGCAUAAUUUACUCAAAUAAAGAUGACAGGCCAAAGGACUUAUCUCUAAGAGAAGCAAAAUUUACUGAAAAUGAAAAUGUGUGUGAACAACGAGAUGCUGACCAAGACACCUUCAUGGCUGAGUUUCUUUAUGAAUACUCAAGAAGGCAUCCAGAACUGUCUACAUCCGAACUUUUAAGAAUUGCUAGAGUGUACAAGGAUCUCCUGGAAGAGUGCUGCAAGACAGAGAACCCUCCAGACUGUUACGGCAAUGCGGAAUACAAAUUCAAUGAGACAACUCAGAGAAGCCUCAAGAUAGUACAACGAGAAUGUGAACAUUUGCAGAAUUUGGGGAAGGAUGGCUUGAAAUACCACUACCUUAUCAAACUCACAAGGAUAGCCCCCCAGCUCUCCACUGAAGAACUGACCUUUCUCGGCCAGGAGAAGGCGGCGGCGUUGACCACCUGCUGCACACUGAGCGAGGAGUUCGCCUGCGUUGAUAACUUGGUGGAUUUAGUUCUUGGAGAGUUAUGUGGAAUAAAUGAAAAUCGGAGCAUCAACCCUGCUGUGGACCACUGUUGUAAAACAGACUUUGCCUUCAGAAGGCCCUGCUUUGAGGGCUUGGAAGCUGAUAAAACAUAUGUGCCUCCAUCUACCUCUCAAGGUUUAUUUACCUUUCACACAGACUUGUGUCAGGCUCAUAAAGAAGAGCUCCAGAGAAAGAAAGACAGGUUUCUUGUCGACUUAGUGAAACUGAAGCCUGAAUUUAGAGACGAGGAACUCCAGUCACUGCUUACAGAUUUCUCUAACGUGGUGGAGACAUGCUGCAAGGCCGAGGGGCCAGAAACCUGCUUUAAUGAAGAGGGUCCAAAAUUGGCAGCCAAAAGCCGGGCUCCUUGAGAAACAUCAAGUAAAAACCAUCAAAGGUUGCAGAGAAAAGAGGAAGACCAACUUACCUGCUUCCUAUCUGUCCUAUGGCCAAUUUCAUUUUCUGAGGAGAACACAGU
Ceratotherium simum simum (southern white rhinoceros) is the source of this 1790-nucleotide messenger RNA. NCBI's taxonomy places the organism in Eukaryota, Metazoa, Chordata, Mammalia, Perissodactyla, Rhinocerotidae. The record is from RefSeq and is a predicted model, not a curated record.